UCCUUCCAAACUUGUCAUAAAUACCAAUAUAUCCUAAACCAUGUAAUAUAUAUAUUUAAAACCUCAUGGAAUAUAACUUUAAUGAAAAUAAGACAACAACAAGAAGUCACGAGUCCACCAAACUCUUUAAAAAUUUCUGACUUCACACCACCAUCACCACCCCUAUCCAAACUCACUUGUCAGUCCCUUCAUUCAUUCCACUUCUGUCUCAUCCAAUCUCCUCUCAUUCACCACCACUUUCCACCGCACCAUGCCGCCGUUCACCACCACCAUCUUCCUCCUCCUCCUCCUCUUCCACCCUUCAUCCUCCUACCCCUUUGACAUAGCAUACCAUAUCGACUCCGGAAGUUCCACCACCACCAUCGAUAAAUUCAACACCACCUGGCUAUCAGACCGGUUCUUCACAUCCGGUUCAACCGGACUAGUAUCCGAACCGCUUCUCUUCCACUCCUUCCACGAGAAAACACUUCGCUACUUUCCAGUUACAUCCGGUAAAAAAAACUGUUACAUAUUCCCAAACCUCCCAACUGGGAGAUACCAUUUAAGAACUUUUACCGUGUAUGAUAACUACAACGGUAAACAUCAUCCACCCAACUUUGACUUAUCCGUUGAAGGCACUUUGGUGUUCUCAUGGCGGUCACCAUGGGAACACCAAACUAGCCGUUAUGGUGAAUAUAUAGAUAUCAUGUUUUAUACAUCGGAUGGUGAUGCUGAUGUAUGUUUCUUUAGCAUUGCUACGGAUUCUCCUGUAGUAGGUUCUAUUCAGCUUGUCCAGAUUGAUCCGGAUUCGUAUGAAUCCGGUGUUACUGGUAAAGAGUCUACACUGUUGGUGAACUACGGUCGGUUGAGCUGUGGUUCGAAUAAGUGGGGGAUGGGGUUUAGUAAUGAUGUGGAUGUUCUCGGACGUGUGUGGGAUCCUGAUGUUAAAUACAGGUCGAAGAGUACGGGACAGGUUAAGUCUGUUACGGCGGUUAGGAAUGUGAAAAAUUCGGGUAUUGGGCCGAACUAUUUUCCGGCUAAAUUGUAUGAUUCGGCGGUUAUGGUGAGUGGAACGGGGGAUUUGGAGUAUGAAUUGCCUGUGGAUGCGAAGUUGGAUUAUCUUGUGUGGCUGCAUUUUGCUGAGAUUGAUGUGAGUGUGAAUAGGAAAGGGAAGAGAGUGUUUGAUGUGGUUAUAAAUGGUUUGAAUGUUACUAGGAUUGAUAUAUUUAAGGAAGUUGGGGGUUUUGCCGCUUAUAGUUAUCAUUAUAUCGCUAGGAAUUUGAGUGGUUCGCCGUUGACUGUGAAGCUUGUUCAUGUUGUUGGAUCACCGUUGAUUUGUGGGCUUGAGAAUUACGCGAUUGUUCCGGCUGAUAUCAUGACUGUGCCUGAGCAAGCGAUUGCUAUGCAAGCGUUAAAGGAAUCGUUACGCGUUCCAGAAAGAAUGGGAUGGAAUGGUGAUCCUUGUGCGCCGACUAAUUGGGAUUCUUGGGAAGGUGUUACUUGUCAUCCCAAUAAGGAUGAGUCUGCUCUUGUGAUCUUUCAGAUUGAUCUUGGGAGCCAAGGCUUGAAAGGCUACAUUAGUGAUAAAAUUGUUCUGUUAACUAAUUUAGUAAGCUUGAACUUAAGUUCUAACUCUUUAGGAGGUACUCUACCUUCAGGAUUGGGGCAAAGUUCUCUUAAGAAACUGGAUUUAUCGAACAAUCAGAUAUCCGGGUCCAUACCAGAUAGUUUAGGUUCUUCAAAUCUACAACUUGUUCUCUUAAAUGGUAACAAACUGGAAGGACAAGUGCCCGAAGAGCUUUAUUCGGUUGGUGUCCAUGGUGGAGCUAUUGACCUUUAUGGUAACAAGGGGUUAUGUGGUGUACCUUCUUUACCGGACUGCUCCUUGUUCCGUGGCAUAUCACAUGGUAGUAAAAUUGCAAUCGGGGUAUCAUGUGGUGUCGUGUUUUUGUUGGUGUUGGUGAUAAUAUUUAUCUGUAUAAGAAGACGGCGUCAUGAUUAUGACUUUGCUCUUCCGCACGAGUUAGUAUCUCUUGCCGCAAAGAAAAACAAAUACCAGACACAAAAAUCGUUAAUGGCUCUUGAAAUGGAGAGCCAACAUGCCAAAGGGUUCAUGCCGAAUUACAAUUCAGACUAGCUUGACCUUUUAGUCGAAGAAAGCGGUGCAGGGUGCGAGUCUAGCCAACAAAUGACUUUAAACCAACUGUCUAUAAAAUGCAAGGUUUUUAUUGUUUGGAAGACACUCUUGGAAGACACUCCGAAGUAACUAAUACCCGUAAAAUAAUUGGGUCGGGUUCUUGCGUGGACUUGUAAAGGUGGGCUGGAUCUUGAAUAAACACGAUAUUUGCUAUUUUUUACUUUUAUUGUACAAAAGAAAAUUUGGCCAGGAUGCUAAAUUAUGAUAUGUGUUUAGGAUAUCUAUCUUUUACUUCCUGAUUUUCAUAGAGGUUGCUACAUGUAACUGCAGGGUCUCCAGUAUAACUUUCAUAUCUUUUGUAUUAUAAAUAAUCAAUACAAAAUACAUCAUGGAUUUUUACCAAA
This is a messenger RNA of Helianthus annuus (common sunflower), 2520 nucleotides long. Its product is annotated as receptor-like protein 4. The coding region runs from base 251 to 2116 and encodes 621 amino acids. The transcript is spliced from 10 exons. Gene Ontology annotation, molecular function: protein binding. NCBI's taxonomy places the organism in Eukaryota, Viridiplantae, Streptophyta, Magnoliopsida, Asterales, Asteraceae. The record is from RefSeq and is a predicted model, not a curated record.